ACUCCCUGCCACGUCGAAACUCUUUUUGCUCCCUCUCAACACUACAUACACCAUGGCGCCUCCUCCUCAACCAGUCUACAUCCUCUCCGCCGUCCGCACCCCUGUAGGGCAAUUCCUAGGCUCCCUGUCCUCCCUCUCCGCCAUCCAACUCGGCAGCCACGCCAUUCGCUCCGCCGUGCAACGCGCCAACAUCGAACCCUCCGAGGUCGAAGAAGUCUUCUUCGGUAACGUUCUCCAAGCGAACCUCGGCCAGAAUCCAGCACGACAAUGCACAAUCUACGCCGGCCUGCCCGAGUCCACCGUCGCGACUACAAUCAACAAAGUUUGCGCAUCCAGCGUCAAGGCAAUGGCGAUAGCCGCGCAAACGAUCCUAUGCGGUAAUGCGGAGGUAGUGGUCGCAGGCGGCACGGAGAGCAUGAGUAACGCGCCACACUAUGUGACGGGUAUGCGGAAUGGUGUGAAGUUCGGCAACCAGUCGAUGGUGGACGGCGUGCUGAAAGACGGCUUGACCGAUGUAUACAAGAACGAGCAUAUGGGUCUGCAAGGCGAGGAGUGUGCCGACGACCACGGCUUCAACCGGGAAGAGUCAGAUGCGUACUGCAUCCGGAGCUACAAGAAGGCGCAAUGGGCGCAAGAGAGCGGGUGGUUCAGAGAGGAGAUUGCGCCUGUCACGAUACCUGGCGCGAAGGGUAAGCCGGACACUGUAAUCGACAAGGAUGACGAGCCGAAGAAUUUCAACGAGUCGAAGACGAAGACUCUCCGGCCUUCGUUCAAGAGCGACGGCACGGUGACGGCGGCCAAUGCUUCACCGCUAUCCGACGGCGCGGCGGCGUUUGUGCUGGCAAGUGAGGAGUAUGUCAAGAAGCAUAAUCUACAGCCCUUGGCGAAGAUACUCGGCUGGGGCGACGCGGCGAAGAAUCCGUCCAAAUUCACCACCGCGCCUGCGCUCGCCAUACCGAAAGCGCUGAAGCAUGCGGGCGUCAAGCAGGAAGACGUCGACGCCUUUGAGAUCAACGAAGCCUUUUCGGUAGUCGCGUUGGCUAAUAUGAAGCUGCUGGGCAUCUCGGAGGACAAAGUUAACCUGCAUGGUGGCGCUGUGGCGCUAGGUCAUCCGCUUGGUGCUUCGGGAGCGCGCAUUGUGACGACGUUGCUGGGUGUGCUCCGGGAGAAGAAGGGUAAGAUCGGAUGUGCUGGCAUCUGCAACGGUGGUGGCGGCGCGAGUGCGAUUGUGGUGGAGCUGCUCGAGUCGGGGUCGUGGACGAAUGGUGUGGCGAACGGGCAUGCGUAGCGCGCAGUGGGUGUUAAGUUAAGGGUGAGGACGUGGGAGCGACGGAACACCUUACCUGUUCGAUCGCGGAAUGCUUAGUUUAGCGUUGAGGUAAGCCUAAUGUUUACGCCUGUGAAUGAUUCUAGCACUCUAUGUUCCGUUUAUCUAACCUUAUGAACAUCACUCGUGUUGCUCUUCGUGCCUUGUAGAGAUGUUCAGGAAGCUCUACUCGCUGGGCGCGCUGGCCCGACACU
Molecule: messenger RNA, 1521 nt
Organism: Baudoinia panamericana UAMH 10762
Lineage: Eukaryota; Fungi; Ascomycota; Dothideomycetes; Mycosphaerellales; Teratosphaeriaceae
Exons: 1
Coding region: 53-1288 (411 amino acids)
Biological process (GO): fatty acid beta-oxidation; ergosterol biosynthetic process
Molecular function (GO): acetyl-CoA C-acetyltransferase activity
Source: RefSeq, a predicted model, not a curated record